Molecule: messenger RNA, 1177 nt
Organism: Spodoptera frugiperda (fall armyworm)
Lineage: Eukaryota; Metazoa; Arthropoda; Insecta; Lepidoptera; Noctuidae
Product: pancreatic triacylglycerol lipase-like
Exons: 8
Coding region: 112-1119 (335 amino acids)
Biological process (GO): lipid metabolic process
Molecular function (GO): lipase activity
Source: RefSeq, a predicted model, not a curated record
GCAUUCAUAUUUAACAAUACUAAUCACACCUGUGAAGGAUAAGAGAUAAGAUUUCGCACACUUAAGUAGCCAUUGAUUAAUUACCUAGUGCUAAUCAUUCGACUACUAACCAUGGGCAAGUGGAUCGUGUUAUUGGCGAUUGGAUUCGUUGGCGUUUCGGCGCUCCCCUACGACCCGGUGAUCAGGAAACUGGAUGAUGGGCAGCGUUACCAGUACAUGGAGGGUCCUGAUGGAGCCCUGCACCUGGUAGACCUUUGGGGGAAGGUCAGUGAUGUGACGGCUGCUGCUAGAUACGACCCUGAUAGGCAAAAUGUGUACCAUCUUUAUACUAGGAACAACCCCACAGUAAGCCAGCCCCUCCUGAUCGGCAGUGAGGGUCUACUGGGCAUCACGAACUACAACCCCAGCAGACGCACCGUCGUCCUCAUCCACGGGUGGCUGGACUCCGUCACUGCUGACUUUAAUUCUGUGCUGGUACCAGCAUUCCUGCAAGCUGAAGAUGUGAAUGUGAUCGUGGUGGACUGGAGCGCUGGAGCCGGUACCAUCAACUACUUCACUGCUGUCGAAAAUACUCUCACUUCAGGUCAAAGUGUAGCCAGAUUUAUAACCUGGUUGAACGGGGCAACGGGAGCAGUUCCAAGCAUGUAUCACCUGGUGGGACACAGUCUGGGCGGCCACCAGGUUGGAAUCGUGGGCAGACACGUUGGUGGGCAGAUCGCAUAUGUCACUGGCCUAGACCCAGCCUUCCCAGGCUGGAACACCAACGACAAUCGGUUCAGACCCAGCGAUGGAGCCUACACUGAAGUCAUCCAUACUAACGUCGGUGUCCUUGGCUACAUGGCCACCCUGGCUGAUGUGGACUUUUACCCCAAUGGGGGGAGUGGCAUGCCAGGCUGUAACAGUAAUGAUUGUGAUCAUGCUAGAUGCUACCACUACAUGGCUGAGUCUCUAACUCGAGGUGGAUUCACGGGACGCCGCUGUCUGUCCUACGUGAGUGCUAUGGCAGGCAACUGCAAUCUGCUGGGCAGCCUGAGGAUGGGCGGGCUUGUGCCGAAGACUGGACAAUCUGGAAUCUUCCACCUGGAGACCAACUCAUCACCACCAUUCUCAAGAGGUUGAAAGCAGCACCAGUUUCACAGGCAAUAAAUUAAAAGAUUAAAUUAAACAAAGUUUUUCA